Molecule: messenger RNA, 1934 nt
Organism: Penaeus indicus
Lineage: Eukaryota; Metazoa; Arthropoda; Malacostraca; Decapoda; Penaeidae
Product: sphingosine-1-phosphate phosphatase 1-like
Exons: 4
Coding region: 1-618 (205 amino acids)
Source: RefSeq, a predicted model, not a curated record
AUGGUUCCAAACUUUGUUAAAAUCUUGGAUAUUGUGUGUGGCCUUGUCCUGGUAACUGGCCUUCUGGUGCUGAUCCUGCCGUGGGUGGACGUCCUGGACCACCUGGCCCUCACACACCCCGCCUCCCCCCUCCUCACGAUCACUCUGACGAUCGCGAUGGUGGUCUGCUACCCGGCCACUGACAGAUGGACGCCCGCACGCGGAGACACGACCGUCAUCGUGGGAGUCGGCUGCGGCUCCCUGCUGGGCUCGUGGCUCAACUACCAAGUGGGCGUGACGCGCGAGCCCACCCUGGCUCCUCCCUACACCGUCAUCUGGCCCUCCCUCAACAUGGCCGGCCUCUCCCUCCUGCGCACCAUCCUGGGCCUCGUGGUCAUAGUGGCGGUCAAGGCGAUAUUCAAGGCACUCUCCUUCGCCACCAUCUGCGCUCUGCUUCAGGUCAAAGCAGAAGACUACGUCAACAAAUCGGGGAGCCUGACCAGCCGGCACCGCCUCAUUGUCGAGCUCUUCUACAAGUUCAUCACAUACAUUGCUAUUGGAUUCACCAUUGUGUACACGGGCCCCCUAGCGUUCAGGCUCAUUGGCAUUGAGAGGCCGACCUUCUACACUGAAGUCUAAAUGGACUAUUUUUGUGUUUUUUGUUUUUUGUUUUUUUUUCUACUUCUUGUUUGUCUUCAUCUUAUUCUGACUUUUAUUCUUAUCCUUAUUUUUAGUUGUAUUAUUAUUUCUAUUCUUAUUCUCUGUUAGAGGGUAAGGUUGCAUACCGUUUAGUGUUCUCUAGAUGAGGAGGAGGAGGAGGAGGAGGAGACAGAAGAGAAGUAGAAGUGAAAAGCGGUGAAGGUGGAGAAGGAGUUGGAAGGGGAAGGGAAAGUUGAGGCGGAGGAGGAGGUGGAGGAGGAUAAGGAAGAGAAGAUGAAGGAUAAGGAAGAUGAGGAAGAGGAGUGUUGUGAAAUAUUGACUUUGUGAUUCUCUUUCCCCCUGCAUGUGUCUCUUUCUGUGCUGGCUGUUAUUAUGAUUAUUAAUUUGAAUAUGAUUAUUGUUAUUGUCAUUAUUAUUAUCAUUAUUAUUAUUGAUAUCAUCAUCAUUAUUAUUACCUUCAUCAUCACCAUCAAAAUUACCGUCUUUUUUUUCCCAUGGUAUUCUACACUGCAUAUUUUUCUCUCUCGUCAGCCUCCAAGCAACAGGCUGCCUCUUCCCAGUCCAUGGAAGGUUUACAGCAAGACUUCUGUUUCUUGGUGGAAGCUGUGUUAAACAAACAUUCAUUUACAUUGCUUUUUCUUGUUUACACGCACAAGCACAUGCACACGUACUGUAUGUUUUUUUCUUCUUCUUUUUUCUGCAUUUUCUUGUUUACACGCACAAGCACACGCACAAGUACUGUAUGUUUUUUUCUUCUUUUUUUUUUCUACUUUUUCCUUUUUUUUUCUGAUCAUAUGUACUCAUAGGAAAAGGUUUUAUUUUGAUUCUUACCUCUAUGAUUAUUAGACCGUUGAAGAGGAAUUAAUAGCUAUGUGAGAAUGAGGAACACGCUUCGGUGGGGAAGUAGUGUAAUCAUGAGAAAAUAGUUAUAUGUAUAUGUAGGUAUGUAGGUAUUUUUUAUAAGCAUUACCCUUUGUGAACAUUUUUGUGGUUGAGUGAGGAUUUCUUGCUCCACGUACUACACGUAGCAACACCUGUGAUUAUUGUGAUACAUGUGUAAUUUGUAUGUUCCUUUCAGUGGCAUUUCCAUUUACUUUUUCCCUUCCAGAUAGUGUUGUUCUUUUCUUGUUGUCUUUCUGGCUUUUACUAAAUUUUCUCUCCUAUUUACGUGUUUCACCAAAGUUUGUUGAUAGUUUAUCAUUGCUAGGGAGUGUUCAGGAUUUCUCUGCCUCUCUGUCUCUCUCUUUCUCUCUCUUUCUCUUUCUCUCUCUCUCUCUCUCUCUUUCUCUCUCUUU